Messenger RNA from Nerophis lumbriciformis (worm pipefish), 2439 nucleotides. NCBI's taxonomy places the organism in Eukaryota, Metazoa, Chordata, Actinopteri, Syngnathiformes, Syngnathidae. The record is from RefSeq and is a predicted model, not a curated record.
AUGUACGGCCUGUACCUGGAAGCGGUCAACGACUACAUCAACGAGUCUUACGGCGAAGACGUGUGGAGACUCAUCGAGAACCGAGCCGAAAUUCCGCACCUCAAGUUUGUCAGGCAUCAGAUGUACAACGACAAUCUGAUCCUACGUCUGGCCAAGGCGGCCGGCGAAGUUCUGGGCAAGACGCACGACGAGCUCAUGUACGCCUUUGGCGUCUACAUGGUCAAGAGGAUCGGAAACUACGGCUACGAGCGCAUUCUCAAGGUUUUAGGUCGCAACGUUCGCGAUUUCAUCAACGAGCUUGACAACCUGCACGAGUAUUUCCGCUUUUCCUUCCCGAAAGUGCAACCGCCCAGUUUCUGCGUGGAGGAAGAAUGCGAAACCAGCUUGACGCUUCACUAUCGAAGCACGCGCAAAGGAUUCACGCAGUUUGUCAAAGGCCAGUUGUCCCAAGUGGGUCGGCAGUUUUAUAACACCGACAUUGAAGUGGAGAUUUUAUCUAAAGAGGAGACGGAGAAAAUGACUUAUGUGGUGUAUAAAAUGAACUUUGACAACGCGGCCUUCAAGCACCGCAUGCCGCAGCAAAAGACGGCGCCCAGCUAUGAGAAGCUUCCCAUGAAGCGAGGUAUCUUUUUUGACAUGUUCCCUUUCAGCGUAAUCUUCCGCCGCGACAUGACCAUGUACCGCAUUGGCGACGGCCUGAAAGAGGUCUUCUCUGACCUCCAGGGCAAGAAGGUGAACGAGGAGUUCACCCUAGUCAGGCCCAUGCUGGAGUUCAGCUGGGACAAUAUCUACACGCAUUUGAACAACGUGUUUGAGCUGCUGUCUAAAGCAGUAGUGGAGAGCAAACAAAAAGUCAACAUUCCUAAACUCAACAAGGAGGAACCUGAAGAGAAAGAGGAGAGUGAGAAGGUCAAGAGAGAAGAAGAAAGAGAACAAAAAUCUGAGGAGAUGAAGGGUACGGAUCAGGAGUACAGCAGCAGUGUAGCUCAGUACAACAGUGCGGCCAACUCGGGAGGCGAGGAUAUUGAGUUGCUGGCUUUCCAGACAGUCACAGGCAAAUGCAGCGAAACCAUCUUUGAGGACAUGCGAGAACCCCCCAAAAAGCCUCUCCACCUGAAGGGCCAGAUGAAGUACGUCCCCCAGUGGGACUCGCUUAUUUUCCUGGGGACGCCCAUCAUUGAAACGGUGGAGGACAUGAUCAAGAUGGGCGUCUACGUCAACGACUUGAACUUACACGACUCCAGCAGAGAGCUGAUCCUGGCCGGGACGCAGCAGUCUGCAGAGUUGCAGCUAGCUCUGGAUCAGGAGCAACAAAAGUACGCUCAGCUACAGGAGAUCAUCAAGAAAUUGGACGAAGAGAAGAAACGAGGCGACUCCUUGCUUUACGCCAUGAUCCCCAAAGCCGUAGCGGACCGCCUCCGGAAGGGAAUCACUGCCCUGGAGACCUGCCAAGUCUUCCCCGACGUGACCAUCUUGUUCAGCGACGUGGUCAAGUUCAACGAGAUCUGCAUCCACAUCACGCCCAUGCAGGUGGUGGACAUGCUCAACGAGAUUUACAUCGUCUUUGACACUCUCAGCGAGAAGCACAACGUCUACAAGGUGGAAACCAUUCGUGACGCCUACAUGGUGGUGGCGGGUGUGCCCAAUAAGACUACUUUUCAUGCGCAUCAUAUCUGCGACAUGGCACUGGACAUGCUGAGCUCCAUUGACCACUUGAAGGACCCGUCCACUGGGGAUAACAUCCAGAUCCGAGUGGGUAUCCACUCGGGAAUGGUGGUGGCGGGUGUGGUGGGACUGAAGAUGCCUCGCUAUUGUCUUUUUGGAGAUACCGUCAACACUGCAUCUAGGAUGGAGAGUAAUGGCGUGGGCAUGCAGAUACACAUCAGCCAGACCACCAAAGACCACCUGGAACAUGAGCCGUACAACAUCGAGGAAAGGGGCAAGAUCUUUGUCAAGGGCAAAGGCUACAUGAAGACGUACUGGCUGAAGGGUAAAAAAGAUCUUUCCUUUAAGACGCCGGCAGAGUUGCGUUACAGCGAUGAGCAGACGGAGGAAAAAAGCUCCAACGGUUCUACCAGCCCCAACGCUAAGCAAAUGUCCUCCAACCAGAACGUGGGCGACGGCGAGGAGCAGGCGGAAGGCAACGCUAACCCCGGCGACCUCCCGCCAGACGCGCCGCCACCACCCGAGGCCGCUAGCGAGCCACCUCUGGCGUCUGGCGAGCUCCAGGAUAAAGACAGGUUCAAAAAGAGUAAGAACAACAAGGGCGUCAAACCUGACGCGGCGCCGGGGAACGCCUUGUCGGAGCUGGCACCGCCCAGUGACGGUCUGGAGAUCCCGGGGCCUAUUUUUAACAUGAAGAGGAACAGCUUCAGGCAGCAGUACGUCAAAUUGCCUGCCAACAUGCCCAUAAGGAGCACUUCCUGUACCGUUCUGUGA